Molecule: messenger RNA, 27936 nt
Organism: Coregonus sp. 'balchen'
Lineage: Eukaryota; Metazoa; Chordata; Actinopteri; Salmoniformes; Salmonidae
Source: the annotation of a GenBank genome assembly
AUGGCCAAAUUCCCUUCCGGAGAGCUACUGGGUCGGUACGGUGCAGGUCUUUGUUACGGCCCAGCACUGUACUAAAACACACCUGAUGCAUCUAGGCCUAUUCAUGGUCCUGAUUAAUCAAAUCAAAUCAAAUUGUAUUUGUCACAUACACGUGUUUAGCAAAUGUUAUAGCGGGUGUAGCCAAAUGCUUGUGCUUCUAGCUCCGACAGUGCAGUAAUAUCUAACAAGUAAUAUCUAACAAUUUCACAACAUAUACCCAAUACACACAAAACUAGUAAGGAAUGGGAUUUAAGAAUAUAUACAUAUACAGACAAGCAAUGACAGAGCAGCCUGGACUAAGAUACAGUAGAAUAGAAUGCAGUAUAUACAUAUGUGAUGAGUAGUGCAAGAUAUGUAAACAUUAUUAAAGUGACUAGUGUUCCAUUUCUUAAAGUGGCCAGUGAUUUCAAUAGGCAGCAGCAGCCUUUUAAUGUGCUAGUGAUGGCCAUUUAACAGUCUGAUAGCCUUGAGAUAGAAGCUGUGAGAUGAAAUGAGAUGAGCCUUGAGAUGAGCAGCUGAUUAGCUGAUCAGUUGAGUGUAUUAGAGCAGGGCUGGAGCAAAAGCCUGCAGACUUGAAGGGUGAGAGGGUUGAGAGAGAGAAGACUAGGACUGUAUGGAGGGUGAGUGGAGGAUUCUGUGUAGGGAUAUGUGGUUAAACAGUGUUGCAGUAAAAACCAUCCAGGAGUAUAGCCUAGUGGUUUGUGCGUAUACUGUGAGUGUCUGGCGUGGCGUGUGCCCCAGCCUCAGCACAGGGUUGUCUCUCUGCCGGUCUCUCACCCUGCUCUGCUCUGCACCGUCACAGCACCGCGGGGAGAGUUAUUUUAGGGAUUAGGCAGGCUAAGUGUUGAAGGUGUCGGAUAAGCGUUGCCUGGGGUUACUAGCGUUACGUUAAAGCUACAAGGGAAGUCUGGAUCCAAAUGUGUCUUGACACAUCAUGGGUCUGUCUCACUUUGUGUUACUAUAGACUACUACUACUACUACUACUACUACUAGGCCGAGAGACGGGCCUAGCUAGCCUGGUCCCAGAUCUGUUUGUGCUUUUGUCUACUCCAUAUUGUCAUUGUCAAGCUAAAGAAACAAUCUGGCACCCAGGCUAAGACCUAGCCACAACAUGCUUUAAUCCACUGACUAAGACCUAGCUACAACAUGCUUCAAUCUACUGACUAAAACCUAGCCACAACAUGCUUUAAUCCACUGACUAAGACCUAGCCACAACAUGCUUUAAUCCACUGACUAAGACCUAGCCACAACAUGCUUUAAUCCACUGACUAAGACCUAGCCACAACAUGCUUUAAUCCGCUGACUAAGACCUAGCCACAACAUGCUUUAAUCCACUGACUGAGACCUAGCCACAACAUGCUUUAAUCCACUGACUAAGACCUAGCCACAACAUGCUUUAAUCCACUGACUAAGACCUAGCCACAACAUGCUUUAAUCCACUGACUAAGACCUAGCCACAACAUGCUUUAAUCCACUGACUAAGACCUAGCCACAACAUGCUUUAAUCCACUGACUAAGACCUAGCCACAACAUGCUUUAAUCCACUGACUAAGACCUAGCCACAACAUGCUUUAAUCCACUGACUAAGACCUAAGACCUAGCCACAACAUGCUUUAAUCCACUGACUAAGACCUAGCCACAACAUGCUUUAAUCCACUGACUAAGACCUAGCCACAACAUGCUUUAAUCCACUGACUAAGACCUAGCCACAACAUGCUUUAAUCCACUGACUAAGACCUAGCCACAACAUGCUUUAAUCCACUGACUAAGACCUAGCCACAACAUGCUUUAAUCCACUGACUAAGACCUAGCCACAACAGGCUUUAAUCCACUGACUAAGACCUAGCACAACAUGCUUUAAUCCACUGACUAAGACCUAGCCACAACAUGCUUUAAUCCACUGACUAAGACCUAGCACAACAUGCUUUAAUCCACUGACUGAGACCUAGCCACAACAUGCUUUAAUCCACUGACUAAGACCUAGCCACAACAUGCUUUAAUCCACUGACUAAAACCUAGCCACAACAUGCUUUAAUCCACUGACUAAGACCUAGCCACAACAGGCUUUAAUCCACUGACUAAGACCUAGCCACAACAUGCUUUAAUCCACUGACUAAGACCUAGCCACAACAUGCUUUAAUCCACUGACUAAGACCUAGCUACAACAUGCUUUAAUCCACUGACUGAGACAUGAUAUUUGACAGAACACGUUGGUUACUGUUAGAUGUUAAGCCCCCUAUAAGACCAGACAGACAGUUCAUUCUGGAAUGUAGUCUCAACAUAUUUUUAGGAGCUCAAAUUGGUCCUCUGUAGCUCAGCUGGUAGAGCACGGCGCUUGUAACGCCAAGGUAGUGGGUUCGAUCCCCGGGACCACCCAUACACAAAAAAAAUGUAUGCACGCAUGAUUGUAAGUCGCUUUGGAUAAAAGCGUCUGCUAAAUGGCAUAUUAAAUUAAAUUAAAAUUAAAUUUAAAUUAAAUUAAAUAUUAUAACCAGUUGACUGACUGACUGACCUAAAAAUUGUCAUGGACUCCAGCCACCCUAGUCAUAGACUGUUCUCUCUGCUAGCGCACGACAAGCGGUACCGGAGCGCCAAGUCUAGGUCCAAAAUACUUCUCAACAGCUUUUACCCCCAAGCCAUAAGACUCCUGAACAGCUAAUCAUGGCUACCCGGACUAUUUGCACUGCCCCCCCACCCCCUCUUUUAUGCUGCUGCUACUCUGUUAAUUAUUUAUGCAUAGUCACUUUAACUCUACCCACAUGUACAUAUUACCUCAAUUACCUUGACUAACUGGUGCCCCUGCACAUUGACUCUGUACUGGUACCCCCCUGUAUAUAGCCUCCCUACUGUUAUUUUAUUUUACUACUGCUCUUUAAUUAUUAGCUUUUUAAAAAUGUUUUACUUAUCUAGUUUUUACUUAACACCUUUCUUUUCUUAUAAACUGCAUUGUUGGUUAAAUAACAUUUGAUUUGGUUCCAGCAGUCCACUACUUCAUCCCACCUCCAGUUCUGACUACAGAGGUGGCCUGUCGUUCGCUGCUCAAUGUGCUGUUGUCCUUGUACCGUUUCUCUCUUAGCUUGUGGUAGGUGAUUAGUUUAGAUUAGAUCAAUCAAAUAGCCUACUUUUGACUGAAGAGUGAGACUUCUCUCUCUCAGAUUGUGUGUGUGUGUGUGCGUAUGUGUGUGUGAUCUGUGCUUAGUGGCCUCUUCUACUUUGAUUGUAGCUAAUGUGAGCAGAAUAUGUGAAAGGUUUCAGUGUUGUCACCAUUAGUGAUAUUAACAGAGGGCAGCCACAGAAGCGCCAUCUGUUAUCCCCCCCCCCUCUCUCCCCCCUCAACUCCCUGCCUCCCUCCAUUCUCCUCUUCCACCUCCUUUACCUCUCUUCCCUGGUUCUUCCACCCUCUCUCUGCUAGCAGCUCCCAGUCUGCUCUUCCUCCCUCUCUCCCUCCCUCUCUCCCUCCCUCCCCUGUAGCUGUGGAGAUUAAGCAACACAACGUGAUGCUAAGUAUAGCUUCUAUUUGGGAGGAAAGCGGUGGUAAUUUAGCUGUGUUUUAGACUGACACACACACACACACGAGAGGCCAGUCUGCAGUAGCAGCAUAAUGGAUUAGAAAUGAGUUGAAUAGUCACAUGUACAGGGUUGCAGGUGGAAUUACAGGGUCCAGUGAUAUUCUUCAUCUCCAACAGGACAAAGGGAAAGAAAACUAUGCAAAUAUAUAUAUAAUCAUAAAAUAGAAAUAACAAUAUAUACAUUACCAGUCAAACGUUUAGACACACCCACUCAUUCCAGGGUUUUUCUUAAUUUUUUACUAGUUUCUACAUUGUAGAGUAAUAGUGAAGAUAUCAACACUAUGAAAUAACACAUAUGGAAUCAUGUAGUAACCAAGAAAGUGUAAACCAAAUCUCCCGAGUGGCGCAGUGGUCUAAGGCGCUGCAUCGCAGUACUAGCUGUGCCACUAGAGAUCCUGGUUCGAAUCAAGGCUCUGUCGUAGCCGGCCGCGAUUGGGAGACCCAUGGGGCGGCGCACAAUUGGCCCAGCGUCAUCCAGGGUAGGGGAGGGAAUGGCCGGCAGGGAUGUAGCUCAGUUGGUAGAGCAUGGCGUUUGCAACGCCAGGGUUGUGGGUUCGAUUCCCACGGGGGGACAGUAUGAUAAAAAUAAAAAUAAAAAAAAUAUGAAUGCACUCACUAACUGUAAGUCGCUCUGGAUAAGAGCGUCUGCUAAAUGAUGUAAAUGUAAAUCAAAAUAUAUUUUACAUUUGACAUUCUUCAAAGUAUCCACCCUUUGCCUAGAUGACAGCUUUGCACACUCUUGAACUUCUCUCAACCAGCUUCACCUGGAAUGCUUUUCCAACAGUCUUGAAGGAGUUCCCACAUAUGCUGAGCACUUGUUGGCUGCUUUUCCUUCACUCUGCGGUCCAACUCAUCCCAAACCAUCUCAAUUGGGUUGAGGUCAGGUGAUUGUGGAGGCCAGGUCAUCUGAUACAGCACUCCAUCACUCUCCUCCUUGGUCAAAUAGCCCUUACACAGCCUGGAGGUGUGUUGGGUCAUUGUCCUGAAGAAAAACAAAUGAUAGUCACACUAAGUGCAAACCAGAUGGGAUGGCGUAUCGCUGCAGAAUGCUGUGUUAGCCAUGCUGGUUAAGUGUGCCUUGAAUUCUAAAUAAAUCACAGACAGUGUCACCAGCAAAGCACCCCCAUACCAUCACACCUCCUCCUCCAUGCUUCAUGGUGGGAACCACACAUGCAGAGAUCAUCCGUUCACCUACUCUGCGUCUCACAAAGACACUGCGGUUGGAACCAAAAAUCUCACAUUUGGACUCAUCAGACCAAAGGACAGAUUUCCACUGGUCUAAUGUCCAUUGCUCGUGUUUCUUGGCCCAAGCAAGUCUCUUCUUAUUAUUGGUGUCCUUUAGUAGUGGUUUCUUUGCAGCAAUUCAACCAUGAAGGCCUGAUUCACGCAGUCUCCUCUGAACAGUUGACGUUGAGAUGUGUCUGUUAUUUGAACUUUGUGAAGCAUUUAUUUGGGCUGCAAUUUCUGAGGCUGGUAACUCUAAUGAACUUAUCCUAUGCAGCAGAGGUAACUCUGGGUCUUCCUUUCCUGUGGCGGUCCUCAUGAGAGCCAGUUUCAUCGUAGCGCUUGAUGGUUUUUGCGAAUGCACUUGAAGAAACUUUCAAAGUGCUUUACAUUUUCCGUAUUGACUGAUCUUCAUGUCUUAAAGUAAUGAUGGACUGUUGUUUCUCUUUGCUUAUUUGUUGUAGUAGUCGUUGUUGGAGAUCAAGUAUUUUCUCUGUCUCUCUCUCUCCCCAGCGAUGUUACGAACACAAGCAGUACAGAAACGGACUCAAGUUCUGCAAACAGAUCCUGUCCAACCCCAAGUUCACAGAACAUGGAGGUAGGGGGGAUGGAUGGAGGAGGGAUAGAGGGAUGGGAGGAGGAGUGUCCCUCUAAAUGUAUCAUUGAUUGAUGACUGAGUGAGAUGUAGACCCCUUUAUUAAGCCUCUCAUUGUCUCUCUCUCUCUCUCUCUCUCUCUCUCUCUCUCUCUCUCUCUCUCCCUACAGAGACCCUGGCGAUGAAGGGUUUAACCUUGAACUGUCUGGGGAAGAAGGAGGAGGCUUACGACCUGGUCAGACGAGGCCUCCGCAACGACCUCAAGAGUCAUGUCUGUAUCCUUUAAAACACGCCUGUAAAAUAGUGUGGAUGUGUGAUUGAAACUGGAUGCCUACCUGGACACACACCCCAGGGCUUGACAUUCACUUUUUAGCCACAAUUAGGACAAAACAUUUUUUUUACUUGUCUGAAAGAUCAAGUCACUUGUCUCCUCCAGAAAAGGUCUGUAAAACCAUUUUUACAUCAUUGUAUGUUGCAAGGAACCACUUUUCAAAAUUGAAUUAAUUAUUAUUACCAUAGAGAAUCAGACAGAAAUGUAGUCUAUCCUCUGUCUAUUGGCUUUUCUGCAUAGUCAAGCCCGUCUCGAAAUACGACACUGCCCCUUUAAGGCUCUCCUGGAGGAUGAUUGGUCACACUUAGUAGACUAUAAAAUAUUGCAACAUUACAAUUACGACCAAAUACUUUCAAAUGGCUAAGGUAGGCUACUUCAAAGCCAGGUAACUAGCAAAUAAAUGUUUAUCAAUAUAACCUUAUAUGGUUAAAAUAUACAGGUUUCAGAUUUGUUGACAGCACGGGAGUUAGUUGUCUAUUAGGCUAUUUUAAAAAUAUUUGUAACGUUGUCAGAAUUACAUGGCCCAAUUUUGAGCGCGUGAGAGGCAGUUUUACUGCAGGAGUAUGUAGCGUUGGUUGAGUAACUCACCCGUUCAUGCAUGUCGGCCGUUUGCGGUUAUGAGACACUUGAAACCCUCUUUAAGGAAUACCUGGAAUAGUAUAACAGUAAUCCUUCUACCCUCCCUUUACUACCACUGUCUUUUGUCUAAACUAACACCUGACUUAUUUCACCUGCUAGCACUGACUUGUUUAAAGGAAUGUACUUAUUGUGAUCGAGAUGUAGUUGUCCCUGAUUGCACUGACUUUGCUCACAGCUGCUUGUUUGAAGAAGUGUACUUACUGUGAUCAAGAUGUGGUUGUCCCACUGGCUAUCCUAAGUUGAAUGCACCAAUUUGUAAGUCGCUCUGGAUAAGAGCGUCUGCUAAAUGACUUAAAUGUAAAAUGUAAAUGAGUGCGAGUGAAAUAGUUAACUACCAAGAUAACUAGCCAGGCUACACAAUAUGUUUUGAAUUGACUGUGUAGUUAGUCUGCUGCAAUCUCUCUCUCUCUCGCUCUCUCUCUCCACAAUUUCCCAGAACCCUGUUUGAUGACCAGAAAUCACCUAUAACUGGCCAACUACUCACAAACUAGCAAGGGAUAUCAACAAAAGACCGCUCGUGCCUGUCAAUGCAAUACAAUUCUAUUCCGAUGCGCGCUGCAUAAAUUGGGAGAAAAGUGUGAAAAAAAAUGUGCAUCCAGAAGGCACUGAUCCAAUUUUGAUCUGAGUAAUUGUUUGAUAUUUCGGACAAUUACAUCUAUAUUCUGCUUGCCUGACUAUUUGUUGUUACUUGUCCCGGACAAGCUUUAAUGUCGUGACCUGCACACACUGUGUGUGUGUUGACUGUGCAUGUGUGUGUUGACUGUGAGUGUGUUGACUGUGAGUGUGUUGACUGCGAUGUGUUGACUGUAGGUGUGUUGACUGUGAGAGAGAGAGAGAGAGAGGGAGGUGAAGAGAGGAGGGAAGAGGAUGGUGUAUACAUAGAGGCAUUAGGUGUUUCCUGUUUCACCACACACACACACACUCACACACACACUCUCUCACCCGUUUGACAUUGCGUAGCAGAGCUCUUGUCUCUCUAAAACAGGGCCGUGACUGGCUCCCACGAACACACACAUACACACACACACACACACACACACAGACACACAGACGCAUGACUGAAAUCUGUGCUGACAUUUCCAACAGAUAAGGCCCUGCACUGAUAAGUGUUAUUUCAGGCUAGACCCAGCCUCCAGUCAGUACACACAGUGCCACACACUCCACAACAGACACUCUACAACAGACACACUGCAACAGACACACUGCAACAGACACACUACAACACACUGCAACAGACACACUGCAGCAGACACACUGCAACAGACGCACUACAACACACUCCAACAGACACUCUACAACAGACACACUGCAACAGACACUCUACAACAGACACUCUACAACAGACACACUGCAACAGACACACUGCAACACACUCCAACAUACACUCUACAACAGACACACUGCAACAGAUACAUACGUACACACACAUAUAUAUAUAUAUAUAUAUAUAUAUAUAUAUAUAUAUAUAUAUAUAUAUAUAUAUAUAUAUAUAUAUAUAUAUCCUUAAAAAAUAUAUAUUUCCCUUUAUUACUUUUCAACCCCACCACCCCUUCCCUAAUUGGAGUAAACUAGUGAACAAAAACGCUUAGGCCUCUACUUCCAGCUUAUACAUACUAUAUAAAUUUUAUGGACACAGUCAAUUUUACAAUAAUUCUAUUUUGUUUGUUUUUACUCCUGAACUUCCUGUACCCUCAACCUCUCCGAUCAUUUUCAUGAUGUCCAUCCGGUUUGCUUCUAUAUGCCAUAUCUUUCUAACUGUGCUCUUUCACAAAAGCUCUCAACCUAUAACCUAUAUAGUUAUUAUGGACACAGUAUGCUUUACAUUAUUAGUUAUCUUGUUGUUAUUAGUUGUUGUUAGUUGUUAUUAGUCCCAUCCUUCAGCUCCAUUCAACACCACUCAUUUAUCUCUUAACACCAUCCAUAUAGGAUUUCUAUUUGCCAUAUAUUUUUCAACUGUAAUGUUUCACAAAAGUUCUGAACACUUCUAUUCUCAUUGUUUCUACAGAUUGUAAAUUGAAAAUAAACAUUUUUGCUAAAAGUGUUAUUAUAUUAUUGAUCAAUUGACUAUGACUUUUCAGAUCACCCAGUAAUGCUAUCUGCAAGGUUAGUUCCAGGUAAAUAUUGCAAUCCUUUAGCCAUUCCUGGACCUGUGUCCAAAAACAAGCUACAAAUGGACAGUACCAAAACAAAUGAUCGAAUGAUUCUGUCUCUUCACAGCAAAAUCUGCAGACCUUGGAAGAUAAAUAAGAUUCUAUUGGUAGCAAGAAUUUGGUAUAAUAAUUUAAAUUGAACAAUUCUAUGUUUUGAAUCCGGCGUCGUUUUCCGUAUCAGUUCAUAAACACUAUGCCAUGGAAUCGGUACGUCAACAAUCUCUUCCCAACUAUUUUGCAAUCUAUAUGGGACGGCUGUCAAUCCUUUGGUCCUUAAAUUAAACUGGUAUACUUUUUUAUUUAUCACAAUUUUCUUUAACCAAUUAUGUUCUUUAAUGCAAGGCCGACAGACAAGUUCCUUACUUUUUCCCCCUUCCACUUUCCUCUUCCAUUUUUGCCUUAAUGCUGCAAUUAUUUGGUUGUGAUUUUGGGUAGAGCAGACAUUUCCAUAUGUUUUUGUUAGCUGCAUGUGCGACAUAACUCCACCAGUCCUACGUAUGAUAUCAUUUACGGAGAUUGAACGAUAUGUUUAUAACAUUAAUGUGCACCAGUAAAUGUCUUAUUUUAAAACUACAACUACUACUACUUAGAAUGUUGUCAGUAAAAUGUCCUCUAUAUGGUUGGUCGGUGUAAAUUUUUCCGGUUUAUCGCCCCAGCUCUGCACCACGCACACAUGGGAGCCCGACAGCCUGUUAUCAACACACUGGUGUUUCUGUGUCAAGGUCCAACACCUGAGUGUUCAAGCAAAACACCAGACCUGGGUUCAAAUACUAUUUGAAAUCAUGUAUAAUACUUUGUCUGUGAUUGAUUGAGCUUGCUUGGUUUAAUGGACCAAUAGAAUAGUCGCAAAACUACAAACCCGCCCAUCUGGCACCCUAGGCAUGCUAGAACAGACACUCAAAAAUAUUUGAAAGAUUUUAAAUAGUAUUUCAACCCAGGUCUGAGAAACACACCCCACGCGGGAAGCUGAAGGACAAAGCUUUAUAACAACUAUUAUAAUGUCUAUAAAUAAUUAUCUUUCUGGUACUUAUGGAAUGAUAAUAUAUAGAUUGCAUUUUCCACGUGUAUGUGUGUGGUGUUCGUGCAUACAUACGUGUGUGUGUGUGUGUGUGUGUGUGUGUGUGUGUGUGUUGGUGGGUCUAUCCUGUGUUGUGCGUCCAUGUGUCUCCUUAACCCCUGGUCUCCCAGGCUGGCAUGUGUACGGUCUGCUGCAGCGCUCUGAUAAGAAGUACGACGAGGCCAUCAAGUGUUACAGGAACGCCCUGAAGUGGGACAAAGAAAACCUGCAGAUCCUACGAGACCUGUCACUACUACAGAUCCAGAUGAGAGACCUGGAGGGCUACAGGGUGAGGAGGGCGGGAGGGAGGAGGGUGAGGGAAGGAGAAACCUGUCCCUACUGCCUCAGGAGAUCCAUUCAUUAAGAACACGCUGUGUCACAGACAUCAGGUCCUAGUUAACUACCUUGAUUUACACCAGGUCUCUUGGAAGGCAAUGUAGCUCUUUAGUUAUCCAUGUGACACAUAAAAUACCAAGCAAGCACAGAGUGUGGCAGAGCAGAAGUGUGCCGAGCAGAGUCUAGCAUUGGCAACAUGACUCAGCAGAAACAUAAACCUGCUUCCUCCUCUGUCAACUUCUCUUUUUAUUCUGUCUCUUUCUGCUCCCUGUGUUUUCUCGUUGGUGUGAUCAGGUUACUUCACGGAGGGGAGAAAAGAAGAAUCCAUUUUAAAAGUAUAGGAACAGGAACUUGAUGCUAAGCUAACCGCUAAAUUGCUAGCCCCUCUCUCAUUGUGUCCCUAUGGGCGACUAGCGCACUAUGCUAAGCUAACGGCUAACUUCUCCUUGUCCCCCUAUAGGAGACGAGGUACCAGCUGCUGCAGCUGCGGCCGGCCCAGAGGGCCUCGUGGAUCGGCUACGCCAUCGCCUAUCACCUCCUAGAGGACUACGAGAUGGCCGCCAAGAUAGUGGAGGAGUUCAGGAAAACACAACAGGUACAGUAGGUCCAGUGACAAGCCAACCUAUGGGCUGAGUCUGUCUGUCCUUGGUGCACACUGGGUUCACCGUUCACACCACUAAUCCAAAAUGGCUUCCUCUCCUUGUUUCUGAAAACAACAUGUAUUUCUUCAUUUAUUUUGGCUUUAUUUAACCAGGUAAGUCAUUGAGAACGUAUUCUCUUUUACAAUAACGACGUGAACGUAGUAAAGGUGGCAGUAAUAUCCUGCAUGCCUUUACCAGGCAUAGUGUUUCAUUGAUCAGUUCAGUUCUAUCUGAUCAGUAGAGAGCAAGGAAAGGAGACAAGGGGAGGAAACCACUGCUCUAGUACAACAGUAGGAGCAUUCAGCACAAUUCAUGACUACAACUCACAACAAAGUGUUUUCCCUCAUCAGUUCAGGGUCUGGGUGUGUCUGAGUUACAGUAAAGCUUAGCUAACGGUACGACACAGUAAAGCUAGCUAACGGUACGACACAGUAAAGCUAGCUAACGGUACGACACAGUAAAGCUAGCUAACGGUACGACACAGUAAAGCUAGCAAACUGUACGACACAGUAAAGCUAGCUAACGGUACGACACAGUAAAGCUAGCUAACGGUACGACACAGUAAAGCUAGCUAACGGUACGACACAGUAAAGCUAGCUAACGGUACGACACAGUAAAGCUAGCUAACGGUACGACACAGUAAAGCUAGCUCGCGGUACGACACAGUAAGCUAGGUACGACACAGUAAAGCUAGGUCACGGUACGACACAGUAAGGCUAGGUCGCGCAACGACACAGUAAAGCUAGGUCGCGGUACGACACAGUAAGGCUAGGUCGCGCAACGACACAGUAAGGCUAGGUGCGUACGACACAUAAGCUAGGUCGCGACGACACAGUAAGGCUAGGUCGCGUACGACACAGUAAAGGCUAGGUCGCGGUACGACACAGUAAAGCUAGGUCGCGGUACGACACAGUAAAGCUAGGUCGCGCAACGACACAGUAAGGCUAGGUAGCGGUACGACACAGUAAAGCUAGUACGGUACGACACAGUAAAGCUAGGUCGCGGUACGACACAGUAAAGCUAGGUCGCGGUACGACACAGUAAAGCUAGUAGGCACGCCAUAAGCUAGGUACGACGACAGUAAGCUAGGCUACGGUCGACACGUAAAGCUAGGGUCGCGGUACGACACAGUAAAGCUAGGUCCUGGUACGACACAGUAGCUAGUCGCGUCAGCUACUAGGUGGUGCCCUAGUAAAGAGUAAUCUGUUCCGUUCCAUGUUCUUUAGGAUCCCCAAGACACAGUGGCAGUGCUCACGACCAUAACCUGAUAACGUACAACCCGCUCCUGCCUAGAGUCCGCGGUGCGAUUUCUACUGAGGUGGUACCCUAUGUAAAGAUGUAUCACUCUCCUCUCCUCCCCUCUCUUUCUCCAUCUCUCUCCUAUUUUAUUUGACCUUCCCCCCCCCAUGAGGACAGCAAGCUGCUGCUCUAUCAGAACCAUAGACGCUACGUUACCCUGUUAUAACCUCUCUCUCCUAGACGUCUCCAGACAAGGUGGACUAUGAGUACAGUGAGCUCCUGCUGUACCAGAACCAGGUGCUGAGGGAGGCUGGUUUCUACAGGGAAGCUCUGGACCACCUCACCACCUACGAGAAACAGAUCUGUGACAAACUGGCUGUCGAGGAGACACGAGGUGUGUGUUUGUGUGUGUCUGCAACCAUCACACACAUUUGAUUUCUGUAUUUGGAUCCACAAAGAAACCAAGACAGAAGCCUCUCACUAUCUCUGUCUCUCACUCACACCACGGACACACACACAGAGAUCUCUAACAGUGUAUUCCCCCUGUAGGAGAGUUGUUUUUGAAACUGGAUCGUCUGGAUGACGCUACAGAGGUCUACCGCCGUCUACAGGAGAGAAACCCUGAGAACUGGUCCUACUACCACGGCCUGGAGAAGGCCCUGAAGCCUGGUACGCUACAUAUACCCUACAUAACACUGUUAUAACUGGUCCUACUACCACGGCCUGGAGAAGGCCCUGAAGCCUGGUACGCUACAUAUACCCUACAUAACACUGUUAUAACUGGUCCUACUACCACGGCCUGGAGAAGGCCCUGAAGCCUGGUACGCUACAUAUACCCUCUACCCUACAUAACACUGUUAUAACUGGUCCUACUACCACGGCCUGGAGAAGGCCCUGAAGCCUGGUACGCUACAUAUACCCUACAUAACACUGUUAUAACUGGUCCUACUACCACGGCCUAGAGAAGGCCCUGAAGCCUGGUACGCUACAUAUACCCUACAUAACACUGUUAUAACUGGUCAUACUACCACGGCCUGGAGAAGGCCCUGAAGCCUGGUACGCUUCAUAUACCCUACAUAACACUGUUAUAACUGGUCCUACUACCACGGCCUGGAGAAGGCCCUGAAGCCUGGUACGCUACAUAUACCCUACAUAACACUGUUAUAACUGGUCCUACUACCACGGCCUGGAGAAGGCCCUGAAGCCUGGUACGCUACAUAUACCCUACAUAACACUGUUAUAACAGGUCCUACUACCACAGCCUGGAGAAGGCCCUGAAGCCUGGUACGCUUCAUAUACUCUGCAUUAGGGGUUCUCACUGUUAUAACCAGCCCUACAUAACACUGUUAUAACCAGUGAUGGGCUACAUAAUUCAGUCUAUUAAUGCAGUCUCCGUUUUAGACUCAGAGAUCAUAUUAAAAUAGGCAAACCACUUUCCCCUGUUUUCCUGAUGAUCAUAAUUGUUUGUUUUCUCUGUCUGUGUGAUCCAGGCAGUGUAGAGGAUCGGCAGAAGAUCUAUGAGGACGCCUGGGUGAAGUAUCCUAAAGGACUGGUGCCCAGACGACUACCCCUCACCUUCCUCUCUGGUACCAACAACCACACCAACUCAGAAAUGUAUUGUUUUCUUACCUCAGAAAAUCUGAAAUACACUUUAGCCUCUUCUUAUCUCUUCUCUUUAUCCUUCAAAUCAGACCACCAAAAUCAUUAUCGUUCAAUCACAAUAUGUUCUCUUAAUGUUCUGUCUCUGUCUCUAGGGGAGAAGUAGUAACCACAAUAUGUUCUGUCUCUCUAAGGGAGAAGUAGUAACCACAAUAUGUUCUGUCUCUAGGGGAGAAGUAGUAACCACAAUAUGUUCUGUCUCUAGGGGAGAAGUUCAGGGAGUGUCUGGACAGGUAUCUGAGGAUGAACUUCAGUAAAGGCUGUCCGCCCACCUUCACCACUGUCAAGUCACUCUACCAUGACAAAGUAAAGGUGAGGAGAAACAACAUAGAAACAGAGUAUAUGACCACUGAGAACCAACUUAAUAAAUAGAGUUUGUAUCUCACACAGCAGCAGGUUUAAUAAUUACUACUGUUUGUCUGUAUUUUCUUUGUAGGUAUCAAUAAUUGAGGAGUUAGUAGUUGGAUAUGAAACAUCGUUAAAUAGCUGCAGAAUGUUCAAUCAGAAUGGUGAGUAUUCAAGUAGUCUUUGUUUCAUUAAAAUAUAACUUUAGUAACACUUUGAGUGAAUGAUAUGAAAAGUGAUUGUUAUUGUGAGGCGACUGAAUGAUAAGACGAUCUGAUUGGUUGCCUCAGAUGAUGGUAAGGAGGAGCCUCCCACCACAUUGCUAUGGGUACAGUACUUCCUGGCGCAGCACUACAAUAUGAUUGGCCAGCAGACACUGGCUCUGGAGUACAUCAACACGGCCAUCGAGAGCACGCCCACUCUCAUAGAACUAUUCCUUAUCAAGGCCAAGAUAUACAAGGUAGGUAACACACACACACACACACAGAUUGUCUAACAUUCUACAUUCCUCCUAACAUUCUACAUUCCUCCUAACAUUCUAGAUUCCUCCUAACAUUCUAGGACCCUCCUAACAUUCUAGGACCCUCCUAACAUUCUCGAAUCUGCUGAACAUUUUAGAACCUUCCUAACAUUAUAUAGAACCCUUUUCACAUUCUAGAUCCCUCCUGACACCAGGGUUUCUGUUAGCAGGUAAUAGCCGGCUUUUGGCUCCAAAAAAUAUAUAAAGCAGAUAAAUAAAAUUGUCUCCGGUCAAUUGUCUGGCAUUUUAGCAUAUUCAUUGAUGAAAAUACCAGUCGAUGGAAAUACAUUUGACUCGUCAUGCUUAGCCGUCUAUAGGUCCAUUUACAUAAUUUAGUGGAAUUAAAUUGGCGUGUGUGUUCAGUAUAUUUGUAAUGUAUCGUAUUUAUCACACGCGUGUAUCAUACAGAUGGAGAGCCUUUGAGCGGAAUAUUUGUCAGACAGCAUCUCAAACAGCAAAUGCGUAGUCAGGCUUCAUCAGCGCGUCACACACCACUUUGCAAUGAGCUGGAGACAGUAUGCAUUUUUAAAACAUAUUUUAAAGAGGCUCUGACUUUGCUGAUAACUACUUUGAGGAAAAUGUACUUACUAUGACUGAGAUAUGUGGUGGUCCCAGCUAGCUAUCUUAAGAUGAACGCACUAACUUUAAGUCUCUCUGGAUAAGAGCGUCUGCUAAAUGACAUAAAUGAAACCUGAAUGUUUUACUACAUAUUAUCAGGCAUGUUUUACCUUGCUUCAAAGUAGCCUAGCCAAAAUCAGACCAUGUCCGCGGAGGCAAUUAUUUUAUAUCAACUUUCUUGCAUUGUCCAGUAGCCAAAGGCACAAUCCUAGUCAUGUUAGCAACCCAUGCUAGAUGUUGCAUAUUAGAUCUCCCCUCUUUCUUAAUUUCUAACAGAUAUUUUCAUCUCUGUCAUAUGAAACCGCUCGCAUGUGCAGUGCGCUUUUGACAAGUGUGUUUUCCUGCUAAAUGCAUUAUGGAAGGAACAUUCACAUGUAGCCUACUGCCCUGUGCACAUUGCUGUGCUGAUAAUGUGAAGAAAUAAUAGUUAAUCAACAUUUUAAGCUAAAGGUUCUGAUCUGUUGCAUCAGACUCAAUGGUUUUUAACAGGUUUUUUUGUGUAGCAUUUGCCUACUGGUUGUAUGAAUUUGGGAUCUUUCAACCCACAACUGUCCCAGAGUCUGUUUGGAAUAGGCUAAUCCUCAGAACAUUCUAGAGCCCCAGUCUCCAUUCUUACCUUUUAGAACCCUCAUCUCCACUAACAUUCUAGAACCCCAGUCUCCAUUCUUACCUUUUAGAACCCUCAUCUCCACUAACAUUCUAGAACCCCCGUCUCCAUUCUUACUUUUUAGAACCCUCAUCUCCACUAACAUUCUAGAACCCCAGUCUCCAUUCUUACCUUUUAGAACCCUCAUCUCCACUAACAUUCUAGAACCCCCGUCUCCAUUCUUACUUUUUAGAACCCUCAUCUCCACUAACAUUCUAGAACCCCAGUCUCCAUUCUUACCUUUUAGAACCCUCAUCUCCACUAACAUUCUAGAACCCCAGUCUCCAUUCUUACCUUUUAGAACCCUCAUCUCCACUAACAUUCUAGAACCUACAUGUCCAUUGUACCAUACCAACUGUAAUGAUGUUGUUUGACCUUUGCCCCUCUGUGUCUCAUCUGCAGCAUGCAGGGAACAUAAAGGAGGCAGCCCAGUGGAUGGAUGAGGCCCAGGCUCUAGACACGGCUGACCGAUUCAUCAACUCUAAAUGUGCCAAGUACAUGCUGAAGGCCGGCCUGGUCAAAGAGGCUGAGGAGAUGUGCUCCAAGUUCACACGGGUCAGUGUGUGUGUCUGUCUGUCUGUGUGUGCUACUGUACGUGUAUUCUAACCCCCAGUCUCUCUCUCUCUCGCGCUCUCUCUCUGUCUCUGUCUCUGUCUCUGUCUCUGUCUCUCUCUCGCUCCUUCUCUCUCUCUCGCGCUCUCUCUCUGUCUCUGUCUCUGUCUCUGUCUCUGUCUCUCUCUCGCUCUCUCUCUCUCUCUGUCUCUCUCUCUCUCUCUCUCUCUCUCUCUCUCUCUCUGUGUCUGUCUCUGUGUCUGUCUCUGUCUCUCUCUGUCUCUCUCUCUCUCUGUCUCUCUCUGUCUCUCUCUCUGUCUCUGUCUCUGUCUCUGUGUCUGUCUCUUUCUCUCUCUUUCUCUCUCUCUCUCUCUCUGUCUCUGUCUCUCUCUCUGUAGGAGGGUGCGUCUGCGGUAGAGAACCUGAAUGAGAUGCAGUGUAUGUGGUACCAGACUGAGUGUGCUCUGGCCUACAAGUCCAUGAACAAAUACGGAGACGCGCUCAAGAAGUGCCACGAGAUCGAGAGGGUGAGUACCUACCGUGCAUUCACUGAAGGACCAGUCUUCCUUCUGAUGACCUCACCCUAACCCCUCCUCCUCUUCUGAUGUCCUCACCCUAACCCCCCCUCCUCUUCUGAUGUCCUCACCCUAACCCCCCCUCCUCUUCUGAUGUCCUCACCCUAACCCCCCCUCCUCUUCUGAUGGCCUCACCCCAACCCCCCCUCCUCUUCUGAUGACCUCACCCUAACCCCCCCUCCUCUUCUGAUGUCCUCACCCCAACCCCCCCUCCUCUUCUGAUGACCUCAACCCAACCCCCCCUCCUCUUCUGAUGUCCUCACCCUAACCCCCCCCCUCCUCUUCUGAUGACCUCACCCCAACCCCCCCCUCCUCUUCUGAUGUCCUCACCCUAACCCCCCCUCCUCUUCUGAUGACCUCACCCUAACCCCCCCUCCUCUUCUGAUGUCCUCACCCUAACCCCCCCUCCUCUUCUGAUGACCUCACCCUAACCCCCCCUCCUCUUCUGAUGUCCUCACCCCAACCCCCCCUCCUCUUCUGAUGACCUCACCCCAACCCCCCCUCCUCUUCUGAUGUCCUCACCCUAACCCCCCCCUCCUCUUCUGAUGACCUCACCCCAACCCCCCCUCCUCUUCUGAUGUCCUCACCCUAACCCCCCCUCCUCUUCUGUCCGUCCCAUCAGUAUUUUGUGGAGAUCAGUUUCCCCUUCACGCAUACAGUCACUCAGUCUAUUAGGUACACCCAGUUAGUACCAGGUCGGACCACCCUUUGCCUCAAGAACAGCCUUAAUUCUUCGGGGCAUUUUACAAGGUGUCGGAAACGAUCCACAAGGAUCUUGGUCCAUGCUGACGCGAUGGCAUCACGCAGUUUCUGCUGAUUUGGACGGCGGUUCACUCAAGUAAAGUGAACUCGCUGUCAUGUUCCAGACAAUGUUUUUCCACUCCUCAAUUGUCCAGUGUUGGUGAUGGCGUGCCCACUGGAGUGGCUUCUUGUUGUUUUUAGCUGAUAGGAGUGGAACCCGGUGUGGUCGUCUGCUGCAGUAGCCCAUCCGUGACAAGGAUCGACGAGUUGUGCGCUCCGAGACGCCGUACUGCUCCGUUAUUUGCCUGUUUGUGGCCCGCCUGUUAGCUUACACGAUUCUUGCCAUUCUCCUUCGACCUCUCACCUUUCGCCCACAGGACUGCCGCUGACUGGAUGUUUUUUGUUUGUCGCACCAUUCUCGGUAAACUCUAGACACUGUCGUGUGUGAAAAUCCCAGGAGGCCGGACGUUUCUGAGAUACUGGAACCGGCACGCCUGGUACCGACGAUCAUACCACGCUCAAAGUCGCUUAGGUUGCCCAUUCUAACGUUCAAUCCAGCAGUAACUGGAUGCCUGUCUGCCUGCUUUAUAUAGCAAGCCAAGGCCACGUGACUCACUCUGUAGGAGUGAUCCAUUUUCGUGAACGGGGUGGUGUAUCUGUUUUAAUAUAUAUAUAACCGAUCUCACAUUCAGUGGAUAUCCUGACUUACCCUUGUGUUGUAUACCUCUGUGUCCCAUCAGCAUUUUGUGGAGAUCACAGACGACCAGUUUGACUUCCACACAUACUGUAUGAGGAAGAUGACACUGUGUUCCUACGUGGACCUGCUGAAGCUGGAGGAUGUUCUCCGGAUGCAUCCCUUCUACAGCAAGGCUGCCCACACUGCCAUCACUAUAUACCUCAGUCUACACGACAACCCCCUGACUGACCACAGCCAGGGACUACAGGCUGAAUCAGGUGGGUGGGUGUGGAGACUGUGUUGGGAUCACACUGUGUGGGGAGUAAAGAGCGCUCAACUUGGAGAUUUUGACCUGUUUGUGAGUGAAUCUGGAGUCUGGAGUAAGGCUUGUGUCAGGAGCGUAUGUCGAAGUUCACCAGUCAACAACAACAACAUGUAUUCUUUCUGUUCUGUGGAUGUGUUGAUUUCUCAUGUCUUCAUCUAAUGUUUGAUCCUCUGUUCUCCAGCCAACCUGUCAAUAGAACUCUACUCUACUAAAACUCUAUUCUAAAACUCUAUUCUCAUUCUCUGUUCUACAGCCAACCUGUCAAUAGAACUCUAUUCUACUAAAACUCUAUUCUAAAACUCUAUUCUCAUUCUCUGUUCUACAGCCAACCUGUCAAUAGAACUCUAUUCUACUAAAACUCUAUUCUAAAACUCUAUUCUCAUUCUCUGUUCUACAGCCAACCUGUCAGACAAGGAUCUGAAGAAGUUGAAGAACAAGCAGAGGAGAGCUCAGAAGAAAGCCCAGCUAGAGGAGGAGAAGAAGAAUGCAGAGAAGGAGAAACAACUGAAGAACCAGAAGAAGAAGAAAGAGGAGGAUGAUGAGGAGAUCGGGGGACCUAAGGAGGAGCUGGUACCAGAGCAACUGGCCAAGGUAGGGCCCUGUGUAAGAGAGGGGGAGAAACUGGCGCUGUGCGUGGUCCCCACCAGGUCAAAUGCUAUUUCUAGGGGGUUUAGGGUUAAGGUUAGAAUUAGUGUUUAGGGUUAGGGUUAGAGAAAAUAGGAUUUUGAAUGGGACUGAAUUGUGUGUCCCCACAAGGUUAGCUGUACAAUACUGUGUGUGUCCCUGUGUGUGUGUGUGUGUGUGUGUGUGUAUUUUUCCCUGUGUGUGUGUGUGUGUCCCUGUGUGUGUGUGUUUUUCCCUGUGUGUGUGUGUGUGUGUGUGUCCCUGUGUGUGUGUCUCUGUGUGUGUGUCCCUGUGUGUGUGUCCCUGUGUGUGUGUCCCUGUGUGUGUGUCCCUGUGUGUGUGUCCCUGUGUGUGUGUGUCCCUGUGUGUGUGUCCCUGUGUGUGUGUCCCUGUGUGUGUGUGUCCCUGUGUGUGUGUCCCUGUGUGUGUGUUUUUUUCCCUGUGUGUGUGUGUGUGUGUGUGUGUGUGUGUGUGUGUGUGUGUUUUUUUCCCUGUGUGUGUCUGUGUGUAACAUCUAGUUCUUUCUCCUCUCAGGUAGAAAACCCACUGGAGGAGGCAGUCAAGUUCCUGACCCCACUAAAGAACCUCGUUAAAGACAGGAUCGAUACACAUCUACUGGCCUUCGAGAUUUACUUCAGGAAAGGUACCACAAACCAGCAGGGUAGUAAUCUUCCCAGGGCUUACAGGAAAACUAAAUGCUUUGCUCAGACAUCAUAUGAUAAUAAAGACAGUUUGAUCCCUCUGGAUUUGACCUUGUUUAUUGUCUCCAUGUAAAUUAUCUGUCCCUCUCCUCUCUGUAGCCAAGUACCUGUUGAUGCUUCAGUCAGUGAAGAGAGCGUUGUCCAUAGAUCCACACCAUCCCUGGCUGCACCAGUGUUUAGUACGCUUCUUCAAGGGAGGUGAGGAGUGAACACUUAGCCCAAACUAACCCAGUUAUACUAAUAGACAUUUUAGUGGAGUAGAUUUUUAUUGAUGAUGUGAACAGAGUUAGUGGAAUAAGGCCUUGGGGAAGAAACAAUGGUUAAAGUGAUAAAGAAUACACAAUAUUCUCUCUCUCUCUCUGUCUGUCUCGGUCUCUCUCUGUCUCUCUCUCUGUCUCUCUCUCUGUCUCUCUCGCUCUCUCUCUCUCUCUCUCUCUCUCUGUGUCUCUCUCUCUCUCCCUCUAUCGCUGUCUCUGUCUGUCUGUCUGUCUGUCUGUCUGUCUGUCUGUCUGUCUGUCUGUCUGUCUGUCUGUCUCUCUGUCUCUCUGUCUCUCUGUCUCUCUGUCUCUCUGUCUCUCUCUCUCUCUCUCUCUCUCUCUCUCCUCUCUCCCCUCUCCUCUCUCCAGUCUCUGAGUCUAAAGACCUAGCGGAGGCAGUGCGUACGGUACUGAAGCAGGAGAUCACUAGGCUGUUUGGAGACAGCAACGCUAGCACCUAUAACCAGGUCUUCCUCUCCAAGCACUCUGACUCCGUACCACACAGAGUGGCAGGUAGGGGGAACACACAAACUCAGUUGCCAAACGUUGUUGAACGUUGCAGAGAGAAAUGCCAUGAAUAGAACCGACAAGAUUCCUUGUUCUACAUGUCGGAGAGGCAUGUUUGUUCUACGUAACAUAUUUAUAUCUGAACGUUCCAAAACGUUUUGUCCUGCUGAAUGCGCCCCAGGCCUCACUCUUCCUCCUCUCUCUCUCUCUCUCUCUUCUUCCCCCUCUCUUCUCCUGCAGCGGCCAAAAUGAUGGUGUGUCUGGACUCUUCUACAGAAACCAAAGCUGUGGAGCUGGCCACGUCACUAGACGAGUCACUCAGCAACAGGAGUAUCACGGUACGUGUGUGUGAUUGUUUGGUCUUUGUGUGGCUUGGUUUUGUGAAUGGCAAUCUGUCAAAAUAAAUACGUUGUUUUGCUGUCAUCUAGUGGGUUGGGUUGUUAAUUUACGUUGCUAGCGAACAACCAGACGUUUUCAUAUCAUAUUUAACGAUGCAGAGUUUUUCUAUAAUGAAUCCUUCUUUUGAUAACAUUAUUUGUAAUGAGAUUUUCUGAAUAUAAAAACAGAGCAUCAGAACAGAAUGUAGAAACGAUAACCAAAACCAUUGAUGACAUAAUUGACCUAUAAUGCCUUUCUCGCUCCUCAUCCUCCUAUCAGAUCUGCACAGAGGUGCUAGAGGCGCUACGGAAUGGCGGAUUGGGCGAGUCAAAAGAGCGGGCGGAGUCUUACCGCGCGGAGUGUCACAGGCUCUUCCCAUACACGCUAGCCUUCAUGCCCGCGGGCUACGAGGAGAACACCAAGAUCGCCAAUGGCGACGUCUCCACAGAGACCGAGGAGCUGGCCAAUGACAUGUGAGCUGCCUUGCGGUUGGUGGAGAAACAGAAGGUGCCAAGCACCGAGCCUCGGGGGACACCAAGUCGACCGGACGCCAUUUUGUAGCCACUGUUGGAAAGUUGAAGUAGUGGAAGAGGGUUUGUUUCUCCUUUGCUUGGGCUUUGGCUCGGUUCGGUUCGUCUCUCUCUGUCUCCGAUGUGGCGAACUAGGACUGUGUGUGGAGGAGGAGGAGGAGGAGGAGGAAGAGGAGGGGAAUAAAAGAGGAAGAGGAUGAAAUUGCCAUUUUAUUUUUUUAUCUUGCUGACUGACUGCUCUCUAACUCUUAACUGAAAAUACAGCAUCAACAAACACUAUCAUCAACUGUUAUCAAAGAGUUUUGUAAAAAAAAAAAAAGAAAAAGACCGACAGACCGAUGAGACAAGACUGUUUAUGUAAUGAACAACAACAGUUGGUAUUUUUUCUGAGAGGAGAUGGAGAACUGUGUUCCUGACAGAUGAGACUAUGACAAACAACAUAGGACUGUCCCAAAUUGCACCCUAUUCCCUAUGUAGACUAUUUCAGUGCACUGCGAAGGGAAAUGGAGUGCCAUUUGAGACGCAGUGCUUGGUCUGUUUCUGUGAGAGGAGAGUGAGAGAGUGUUUCCAGGCUGCUGUGAUGAAGUUCUGACUGACUGGUACACCCUGGAUCCACUGAUCUCCCAUCAGGUUUUUAAAAAAAAUAACUCAUUUAGAAGAACGAUAACACAAAUGUAUUAAAGAUAAGGUAUGAGGGGCUGUGGGAUCGGCUGGAUGACUGGGUACAGUAGCCCUAUGUCUGUCCUAAAUGGGACCCUGUUCCCUAUAUAGUGAUCUAGGGCCCAUAGGGUUCUGGUCAGAAGUAGUGCACUACAUAGGGAAUAGGGUACAAUUUGGGCCGCCGCCUAUGGAUACACUUGGGUGCUUUCCUUUAGCCACAGAUUUGGGGUCAGAUCAUGUUUUAUAUAACGUUACUGGUUAAAAGUUUGAACGUCGGGCCUGGUAAGCUGAUCUGGGACCUGUGCUUAGAGGGGCAGCUUGGACCCAAACAGGACCGUUACUGUUACUGGCAAACUUGUGUUAAGUGUGUGACAGAGCAACCUGGGCGAAAACUGUAAUGCUUGUCUAGUAUUUGCCCCCCCCAACUGUUAUUUGACCCCCAGUCCCUGACCCCUAGGCACUCAAAGGUGUUGAUGGGAAUAAACUAAUGGUACUAAUUCCAGCAGGUUUAUGAGAUGGUAAGAUGGAACUACUACCAUAUUGCUUUUACCUAUCCAAUCCUUUCAGAUCUACAUGAAGUGCCUAGGGGCUAGGGACAGUUGGUAGAGCAUGGCGUUUGCGACGCCAGGGUUGUGGGUUCGUUUCCCACGGGGGGGCCAGUAUGAAAAUGUAUGUACUCACUAACUGUAAGUCGCUCUGGAUAAGAGCGUCUGCUAAAUGACUAAAAUGUUAAAUGGAGGCUCAUUUGGAAUUGGUCAAUACUCCCUUAAAGGUCAGAUGAAGACUGUUGCCCACGGUGACAUGAGGUCAAAAGGUUACCAGGAGUGCAGUAUGAGUGACAGAUGUUUUCAGUUUGUUUUUCUUUAUUUUUCCUUCUUUACUCCUGUUUUUCUUCUUCUCUUAUUUGGGUUCUAAUGUGAAAGCUGAGAUGAGCUGUAUGAUAUCUCAGGAGGUUUUUAUUUAAAAAAACUAACAAAAUAAACUUUUUGUUAUCGGUGUAUUCUGUUUUAUUUCUCCUGUGUAGGUCAGACGUUGCCCUGACUCACUCACUCCCAAAUGAUCAUCAAGAAAAAUUCUGUCUUGAGCAAGCCUGCUCUACACUUACAAUAAGUAUCCAUGUUGUCAAAACAACCAAGAGGUGUUUUUGUGUAACAUUUUAGAAUUUUGGGAAAGUUACCAGACUUCUGCAAUUCUAAAUACAAUAUUUAUUUACAUAACUUAUUGAGUGAUUGGUUGGUUGAAUUAUUUAAUUAUUACAUAUGCGCACAGCAUUUCCACACAAUCUAUUGUAUAUCAGACCUGUACUAAGUACUAUACUUUCUCUGUAACCCACAGAUCAUAAGAGAAUAACAUCAUUAUCUCUAUAUACUACUAACAACAUAACAAAUAAUCUACAUCAUAAUCAAUAUCAUAACAUUUAUAAUCAAUAACAUUAUCUAUAUACUACUAACAACAAUCUACAUCAAUCAAUAUAACAUUUAUAAUAAAUAACAAUCUAUAUACUACUAACAACAUAACAAUAAUCUACAUCCUAAUCAAUAUCAUAACAUUUAUAAUCAACAUCAUUAUCUCUAUACUACUAACAACAUCAUAACAAUAAUCUACAUCAUAAUCAAUAUAACAUUUAUAAUCAAUAACAACAACACAAGGGCAAAUCUACAGUGGCUUGCGCAAGUAUUCACCCCCUUUUGGCAUUUUUCCUAUUUUGUUGCCUUACAACCUGGAAUGAAAAUUGAUUUUUGGGGGGUUUGUAUCAUUUGAUUUAUACAACAUACCUACCACUUUGAAGAUGCAAAAAUAUGUUGUUUUCUUGUGAAACAAACAAGAAAUAAGACACAAAAAACAGAACUUGAGCAUGCAUAACUAUUCACCCCCCCGAAGUCAAUAUUUUGUAGCGACAACCUUUGCAGCAAUUACAGCUGCAGGUCUCUUGGGGUAUGUCUCUAUAAGCUUAAACCACUCGAGUGUUGCUUUAGCAGUAUGCUUAGGGUCAUUGUCCUGCUGGAAGGUGAACCUCCGUCCCAGUCUCAAAACUCUGGAAGACUGAAACAGGUUUCCCUCAAGAAUUUCCCUGUAUUUAGCGCCAUCCAUCAUUCCUAUAAUUCUGACCAGUUUCCCAGUCCCUGCCGAUAAAAAACAUCCCCACAGCAUGAUGCUGCCACCACCAUGCUUCACUGUGGGGAUGGUGUUCUCGGGGUGAUGAGGUGUUGGGUUUGCACCAGCCAUAGCAUUUUCCUUGAUGGCCAAAAAGCUCAAUUUUAGUCUCAUCUGACCAGAGUACCUUCUUCCAUAUGUUUGGGGAGUCUCCCACAUGCCUUUUGGCGAGCACCAAACGUGUUUGCUUAUUUGUUUCUUUAAGCAAUGGCUUUUUCUGGCCACUCUUCCGUUAAAGCCCAGCUCUGUGGAGUGUACGGCUUAAAGUGGUCCGAUGGACAGAUACUCCAAUCUCCGCUGUGGAUCUUUACAGCUCCUUCAGGGUUAUCUUUGGUCUCUUUGUUGCCUCUCGGAUUGAUGCCCUCCUUGCCUGGUCCGUGAGUUUUGGUGGGCGGCCCUCUCUUGGCAGGUUUGUUGUGGUGCCAUAUUUGUUCCAUUUUUUAACAAUGGAUUUAAUGGUGCUCCGUGGGAUGUUCAAAGUUUCUGAUAUUUUUUUAUAUCCCAACCCUUAUCUGUACUUCUCCACAACUUUGUCCCUGACCUGUUAGGAGAGCUCCUUGGUCCUCAUGGUGCCGCUUGCUUGGUGGUGCCCCUUGCUUAGUGGUGUUGCAGACUCUGGGGCCUUUCAGAACAGGUGUGUAUAUAUACUGAGAUCAUGUGACAGAUCAUGUGACACUUAGAUUGCACACAGGUGGACUUUAUUUAACUAAUUAUGUGAUUUCCGAAGGUAAUUGGUUGCACCAGAUCUUAUUUAGGGGCUUCAUAGAAAAGGGGGUGAAUACAUAUGCACGCACCACUUUUCCGUAAAUUAUUUUUUAGAAUUUUUUUAAACAAGUUAUUUUUUUCACUUCACUUCACCAAUUUUGACUAUUUUGUGUAUGUCCAUUACAUGAAAUCCAAAUAAAAAUCUAUUGAAAUUACAGGUUCUAAUGCAACAAAAUAGGAAAAACACCAAGGGGGAUGAAUACUUUUGGAGUCGCUUACCAAGAAAACGGAAUGUUCCCGAGUGGCCGAGUUUUGACUUAAAUCUGCUUGAAAAUCUAUGGCAUGUCUAGCAAUGAUCAACUACUAAGUUGAUAGAGCUUGAAUCAUUUUUAAAAGAAUAAUGGGCAAAUGUUGCACAUUCCAGGUGUGUAGAGACUUACCCAGCAAGACUCCACAGCUGUAAUCGCUACCAAAGGGGUUUCUAACAUGUAUUGACUCAGUGGGUUGUAUACAUAUCUAAUCAAGAUAUGUUUGUGUUGUAUUUUUCAUAUUUGUUUUAACAAAUGUAAGAAUUUUUCUUACAAUUUGACAUUACAGAGUAUUUUGUGUAGAUCGUUGACCACAAAAUGACAAUUAAAUCAAUUUUAAUCCCAUUUUGUAACAACAAAAUGUGGAAAAAGUAAAGGGGUGUGAAUACUUUCUGAAGGCACUGUACAACAACAUUUCCAAUCAAUAACAUGAGAGAUUUCAAAAAAUCAACAACGAAAAUAAACCCCAACAAUAAACCAAAUUGACUUGUGAAAAAGAUGUCCUAUUUUAUUCAAAUGUUUCAAAAUACAAAGAAUGAACAGAUGAUUAUAAUAAUACAUGUACUAAUAAUGGAAACACUUCAAGAUAAAGAAUAUAAGAGAACACUAAAUAAGAUGAAGACAAAAGCAAAAAAUAAUAUAUAGAAUGCUGGAAUGUAUAGAAUGCAGUGGAGGCUGGUGGGAGGAGCUAUAGGAGGACUGGCUCAUUGUAAUGGCUGGAAGGGAAUUAAUGGAACGGUAUCAAACAGAUCAAAUAUGGAAACCACAUGUUGGACUCUGUUCCAUUUAUUCCAUUCCAGCCAUUACAAUGAGCCCGUCUUCCUCCUCCCACCAGCCUCCACUGAUAGAAUGCAAAACAGACCUAAUUGAGCUAGUCUCUUAAAUUAAACAAAACCCCAUGUUACCAAAACCCCAUGUUCCCCUGGUGGCAAAAAUCAAAAUGAAUAAUGGUGUUUGCAGUCACUCCUUUUAGAUUUCUUCCAAGGUUCUAGAAAGAUAAACUAAUUCUGAACUUGUGUUAUUAAAAUUAGAACCACUUAAGGUUUGUCACCACAUUUUAAACACCAGUCCACUGCUGACCAUAGAUUUAAACACAAAACUGACCUAAGAUCAGCAUGUAGGGUCAGCAUCAUUCUACUCCUACUCAGUCCCCUGGGCUGCUCUCUCCUCUCCCGGUCCAGCUUCAGCUCUGGAGCUCAGAGAGACCAUCUCCAUGGCAUUGGCAUCAACAUAAAGAUCCAUGCUGCUCACCCUGUUCACUCUCUUCUGCCUCCUGGUGGUCUAGGGAGACACAGCACCAAUAGUCAGACAUUUACGCUCUCUCUCUCUCCCUCUUUUCAUAUAAUCAGUACAGUACUGAAAAACAAACACAAGUCAAAGAUACACACCUGGUUAAUCAUAUAGAUACAGACAAUGUAGAAUCUGAACCCUGCUCAAACACAUAAACAUUUAAAUGACUUGUAACGUCUGAGUAAAUGUCUUUACCUUGUAGUACAGGUAGAUGGUGGUGAUGGCUGUCAGUAGGAUCAGCAGCACUACAACGUGUCUGAUGAUGAAGGCUGGCAGAGGAGAGGCUGCAAACAGAAACACCUUUGAUGAGGGGACUGAUCAUCAUCACAUAGAUCUGUGGGAAAUCUGUCAAUGACAAAGUUAUAAGUCUGGUUCAUGUUCAGUUACCUGUGACGGUGAGGGUGAGGAGCUCGCUCUCAGAGGAGAAGUUAUGAGAGAAAACAUAAUUGUCAUAAACACAGCUGUAGUUCCCUUGGUGGGAGUCAUCUGCAGCAGGGAAGAGGAAGGCAGCAGAGUGAUUGACAGCUGGCUGGGUCUGGGUUCUAUUGGAGCCGGUGAACGUGAGGAGGAAGGAGCCUCCUGGGUACUGUGGCUGAGUGGAGCAGGUGAUGGUGAAGCUGUGGCCCCUAAACACCUCGGGCCCCUCAUGGCCCCUGGAGACCCCUCCCAUUGAGUCAGUCAGGGAGAUAUCAGGCUGGACCGGGAGAUCUGUAACAAGAAAAGAGAACAAGAAAAACCUCUUCAACUAGUUUCCUGUAGAUAUGACAAUAACAUCAGCAUGUAACAGUGUUAGCCACCCUCCCUCACAGGGCAACAUGAGUAGUGGGCCUACAGUCACUGAGACAACAUAUGUUGAUAUCAGGCUGAAGCAGGACAUCUGGAACAAGAGGAGAGAAAAAGAAAACAUGGCUCCUCAACUACUUUCCUCAUUUAGAUAUGACAAUAACAUGACAUGUGACAGUGGCAGUGAGUAGAGACGUUCACUGAGAUAACACUCAAAUACAAAAGCAUUCUGGGAUAUUUAAGUUGUAUUUGAUUUUGGGACUCCUGUUGAACAGGUAAGUGGGGUAUAUAGUCACCCUGUGAUGGGGUUGAUUGGGUUGUUGUGGUAGGUCGACUUGAGGUGUUGAUGGUAACAUCAGAGGUGGUGUCACCCUCUUGGAGUCCGGCUGAGGUGUUGAUGGUGGGAUCAGAGGUGGUGUCACCCUCUUGGAGUCCGGCUGAGGUGUCUGAAACCCGGCUGGUCAGACUACUGCUGGUGUCCUGGGUGGAAGUAGCCAAGCUGGGUUUAACAGAGGCGGGGGUAGAUGGGAUAUCUGGGUUCCAUGCCUUAACAUUGAUGUAG